GGUCAAAGGGUCCGUCGCCGUCGUUUCUUACUGGACCCUGGCGGUGCCAGAGCUACCAUGGCGCUUCCCUCACCUGGCCCUGCCCAAGGCCUGCAAGCAGGUUUGGGGGUGGAUGCUGUCUUCCCCCAUCUCAGAAGGAACUGGAGUAGUCUGGAGCUAUGCCACCGCCCGCGGACAUUGUGAAAGUGGCUGUUGAAUGGCCUGGAGCCAAUGCCCAACUGCUUGAAAUAGACCAGAAAAGGCCCCUGGCGUCUGUUAUCAAGGAGGUCUGUGAUGGGUGGUCGCUGCCAAACCCUGAAUACUAUACCCUGCGAUAUGCUGAUGGGCCCCAGCUGUACAUCACAGAACAGACUCGCUGUGACAUUAAAAAUGGGACCAUCCUGCAGCUGGCUGUCUCCCCGUCCAGGGCAGCACGACAGCUGAUGGAGAGGACCCAGUCACACAGUAUGGAGGCCCGACUGGAUGCCAUGAAGGAACUGGCUAAAUUGUCUGCAGAUGUGACUUUUGCCACAGAGUUCAUCAACAUGGAGGGCAUCACAGUGCUGACACGGCUGGUGGAAAGUGGCACCAAGCUUCUGUCCCAUUACAGCGAGAUGCUGGCGUUCACCUUGACUGCCUUCCUGGAGCUCAUGGACCAUGGCAUUGUCUCCUGGGACAUGGUUUCAAUAACCUUCAUCAAACAGAUUGCAGGAUACGUGAGUCAGCCCCUGGUGGAUGUCUCUAUUCUUCAGCGAUCCCUAGCCAUCCUAGAGAGCAUGGUGCUGAACAGCCAGACUCUGUACCAGAAGAUAGCGGAGGAGAUAACUGUGGGGCAGCUCAUCUCUCACCUCCAGCUCUCAAACCAGGAGAUUCAGACGUAUGCCAUUGCCCUGAUCAAUGCCCUCUUCCUGAAGGCGCCUGAGGACAAGAGACAGGACAAGCUCCUUAACCCGCUAGACCUGCCUGUCACUGAAAUGGCUAAUGCGUUUGCCCAGAAGCACCUGAGGUCUAUAAUCCUGAAUCAUGUGAUCAGAGGAAACCGCCCAAUCAAAACAGAAAUGGCGCAUCAGCUGUACGUGCUGCAGGUCCUGACCUUUAACCUCCUGGAAGAGCGGAUGAUGACCAAGAUGGAUCCCAAUGACCAGGCACAAAGAGACAUCAUAUUUGAGCUGAGAAGAAUCGCUUUUGAUGCAGAGUCCGAUGGCAACACCGUACCUGGGGGCGGGACAGAGAAACGCAAAGCCAUGUACACAAAGGACUACAAGAUGCUAGGAUUCACUAAUCACAUCAAUCCAGCCAUGGACUUUACCCAGACUCCCCCAGGGAUGCUGGCUUUGGACAACAUGCUCUACUUGGCCAAAUUCCAUCAGGACACCUACAUAAGGAUUGUCCUGGAAAACAGCAGUCGGGAGGACAAGCAUGAGUGCCCGUUCGGGCGCAGCGCCAUUGAGCUCACCAAGAUGCUGUGUGAAAUCCUGCAGGUUGGGGAGCUCCCCAAUGAGGGCCGGAACGACUACCACCCCAUGUUCUUCACCCAUGACCGAGCAUUUGAGGAGCUCUUUGCCAUCUGCAUCCAGCUGCUAAACAAGACUUGGAAGGAGAUGAGAGCAACGGCAGAGGAUUUCAACAAGGUGAUGCAGGUUGUACGUGAGCAGAUCACCCGAGCUCUGCCCUCCAAACCCAACUCCUUGGACCAGUUCAAGAGCAAGCUGCGCAGCCUAAGCUACUCUGAGAUCCUGCGGCUGCGCCAGUCUGAGAGAAUGAGCCAAGAUGACUUUCAGUCACCCCCCAUUGUGGAGCUGAGAGAGAAAAUCCAGCCUGAGAUCCUGGAGCUGAUAAAACAGCAGCGUCUGAACCGGCUGUGCGAGGGAAGCAGCUUCCGGAAAAUUGGGAAUCGCAGGAGACAAGAGAGAUUCUGGUACUGUCGUCUGGCUCUGAACCACAAGGUUCUACACUACGGAGACCUGGAAGACAAUGCCCAGGGCGAAGUGACUUUCGAGUCACUGCAGGAAAAGAUCCCUGUAGCAGACAUCAAGGCCAUCGUCACAGGGAAGGACUGUCCACACAUGAAGGAGAAAAGUGCACUGAAGCAGAACAAGGAAGUGCUGGAAUUGGCCUUCUCGAUAUUGUAUGAUCCUGAUGAGACACUGAACUUCAUUGCACCUAAUAAGUAUGAGUACUGUAUCUGGAUCGAUGGACUCAGUGCCCUCCUGGGGAAGGACAUGUCCAGUGAGCUAACCAAGAGUGACCUGGACACGCUGCUGAGCAUGGAAAUGAAGCUGAGACUCCUGGACCUGGAGAAUAUCCAGAUCCCUGAGGCCCCACCACCCAUCCCCAAGGAGCCCAGCAGCUAUGACUUUGUCUAUCACUAUGGUUGACACAGGCAGAACUGGACAGGGACAGGGGAUGAAGGGACAGCUACUGCUGAAAAGAAACUCAGAACCCUGGAGAUUGUUCGGAGAUUGGCAUCAUGUCCUUUGUUUGUACAGGAUGAGUUCUGAACAUGGCAACCACUGAUUACUAAUUUCUCUAUGCCCCAGCCAUUCCAGUAGGCCUGCAGCUUCUUGUUUACUCACCUCAUUAUGAGGUGAGAGUCACGACGCUGGGGUGCCAUAUGGGGGAGGCACUCCGUUCUCUCACCAGCAACACUGCAUGGCACUAGGUGAGGAAUAUGCCUAGCAAGAGGAGGAGCUCCUGCCCUGGCCACAGGGUUGGCAUCCACCCCUGUAUCCCAGAAAUGUUGAGUCUCCAUUCAAUCCCACCUUCUACCAGAAAACAUAAUAAAAUCAUUGAGUGACUGACAUCUGCUGCAGCAGAAAAUGGUGCAAAGAGGGAGUCCUUUGGUCACUACAGGGGUGACACUGGUGCCUGAGGAACGAGAGCAGAAGCCAAUGAACAGUUGGGGGUCAGCAUCCCCCAGUAACUCAUUAUUGUAUGAUUUUUAUAUGAAUUUCCAUAAUAUAAAUAAUAAUCCUUACCAUA
Molecule: messenger RNA, 2961 nt
Organism: Gopherus flavomarginatus (Mexican gopher tortoise)
Lineage: Eukaryota; Metazoa; Chordata; Testudines; Testudinidae
Gene: ELMO2
Product: engulfment and cell motility 2
Exons: 22
Coding region: 159-2357 (732 amino acids)
Biological process (GO): actin filament organization; cell motility
Source: RefSeq, a predicted model, not a curated record